AUGCCCUUUAGGGAUAAGCUUUCUGAUCGCAAUAUCAGCGACAAGGAGUGGCGCAUAUUUGAGCGCCAUUUGACCAAAUGGCUGUCAGACAAUUCCAGGAACUUGACUCACGAGGAAGGCAAACAUUUUCGUACUGCCACUGCCAUUUGUCUCACAACUGGAGUUUCUACUGGCGUUUUUACCAAUGUUUUACUCAAUAGAUUUAAAUUAUUUCCCAACCGGUUGACCAGAGGACUGUUUUCAGUGUUUGGUGGUCUAUACACAUCUGCUUUUACAAUAAACUCUCUCAGGAAAAGCAUAUAUUUGAAGUUGCUUGAUAGCACGGGUCCCGCAGGAUUCGCCAGCAGGAAGAUUUUGGAGAGCACCAAGGAGCUCAGUCUCGAACAGAACUACGUGGAUCCCAUUUAUCUACCAUCCUAUAAACCAGGUUCUUACACUCCUGGCGCAGCCAACGCUGCCUCCAACACCGCCCAUGGUACCACUACUAGUGGUGACGCUAGUACUUCACCCAGUGACACUUAUUCUACCAAUUCAAACUCUUACUCUCCUGGUUACCCUCCCAGCAUUGCUCAAGGUUCCAACGAUUACCCUGUUGAAGGGCUGGAUUCACGCUCCAACGAGUCUAGGGAUGGGUAUAGGACUUGGGAAGAGAUAAGGCGAGGAAAUGGUUAA
Molecule: messenger RNA, 672 nt
Organism: Theileria orientalis strain Shintoku
Lineage: Eukaryota; Apicomplexa; Aconoidasida; Piroplasmida; Theileriidae
Exons: 3
Coding region: 1-672 (223 amino acids)
Source: RefSeq, a predicted model, not a curated record